Messenger RNA from Saprolegnia diclina VS20, 2217 nucleotides. RefSeq lists its product as hypothetical. The record is from RefSeq and is a predicted model, not a curated record. The transcript has 7 exons. Lineage: Eukaryota; Oomycota; Saprolegniomycetes; Saprolegniales; Saprolegniaceae. The annotation marks the transcript as partial. Gene Ontology annotation, molecular function: RNA binding.
GAAGAGGCGGCGCCGCCCGCGGUCGACGAGACGCUCGACAUCGUCGAUGAAAAUUGCAUCCGCUACCUCGAGGCGCGCCUGGCCGCCAGCGAGGCCAAUCUCGAGCAGCAGGACGGACGGCGCGCCGACGACGCAGCGAUUAUUGAAGCUCUCAAGGCCAAGAUUGUUGGCCUCAAGGAAAAGAUUCGCAAGGAACGCGCGGGCCGCGAGCAGGAGCGCGAGCACGAGCGCGAGCGGGCCCGUCAAGAGCGCGAGCGCGACCGUCAAGAGCGCGAGCACGAGCGUCAACUGGAACGAGAGCUCCGGACGCAGCUCGAGAAGGCACACAAGAACACCAUGGACGGACCAGAUGAACAUGCACUCUGCCAGGAGUGCCCGCAGCUCCGCGUUAAGCUGCGCGAGUGGCAGACGCGUGCGCUCACGGCCGAGAAAGCCAGCGAGAACAAGGACGUGGAGCUCAUCCAAGCCCGCGUCGAUCUCGACGACGCCCAUGCCAAGACCGUCAAGCUCAAGUAUCGCGCUGGGGUGGCGAGCCCCGUCCAAGGGGUCGCGCAGAGCCCCGUUGGGUCGAUGACAACCUCCCGCAUCCCGGCGGCCUCGCAAACAAGCCCGGCGGUCGUUGGUCACCAAGCACCAACCUCAGCUCCCUCGACGCCUACGACGACGCCAGUUGGCUUGACGCCUCAGUUUUUGCAAGCGCAACAAUUGCAGAGCCCGGUCAUGCAGGCCAACCCGAGCUUUCAGCCGUCGUUGACUGGUCUCGCGCCCCCACACGAAUUUCGCGGCAUGUCUAUCCAAGAGCUUCUCGCCCGAUAUCCUAGCCCGGCCUCGCAGCAGCACGCGGCGCCGCCGGGCCGCGGCUCCGUUCGCUACGCGCCCCAAGAUGCAAUCGCCGCCGGGCACGAUGCCAGCACGGACGCCGACGCCUAUGCCAGCACGGACGCCAACGCCUAUGCCAGCACGGACGCCAACGCCUAUGCCAGCACGGACUCCAACACCAACGCCAACACCAACGCCAACGCCAACACCAACGCCAACUCGCGCCAAGACGCCUACGAAGCGCAAGAUUACAAGAUGAGCAACUUCGCCAGCUUUGGGGCCACCUCGUGGGCCGACGACGAGGCCGAGGAGCACUCGACCUUCCAGGCUGCGCCUGCCCGCCGCACGGAGCACGUCAUCGAAGAAGAGGAGCGCCACCACGCCGAGCCCGAGCCCCGCCGCUACCAGGAAGAAGAGCGCCGCCCGCGCCGCGACAGCGGCGAGUACCAGAAGCGCGAGCCGCAGCCCAUCCCGGAGUAUGGCCCGUUCAAGUGCUACGUGGGCAACUUGCCUUACCUGAUGAACGCCGAUGACAUUGCCGAGUUCUUCCAAGGCCUUGCCGUCACGGACGUGCAUGUGGUCUCGGACCGCGAGACGGGCCGCCCCAAGGGUUUUGCCUACGUCACGUUUGGCGACCGCAAGUCGCUCGAGGACGCGCUCUCGGCCAACGGCGAGAUGAUUGACAACCGCCCGAUCCGUAUCGACGUCGCCAGCGAGAAGAAGGGCCGCGAUACCUCGUUCGGCAACCGCGGUGGCGACCGCGGCUUUGACCGCCCGACCCGCGACGAUCGCUUCGGCGGCGAUCGCUAUGGUGGUCGUGAUGGUGGCCGUGACGGCGGCGACCGCUACGGUCAGCGUGAUGGCGGUGACCGCUACGGCCAGCGCGACGGCGGCGACCGUUAUGGGGGUCGUGGUGGCGACCGUCGCGACGACCGUCGCGAGGAGCCCAAGGAGCGCCCGAAGCUCUCGCUUCUCCCGCGCACGCAGUCGAACGAGGCCAAGGAGGCGGGGCAGCGCGCCAACAUCUUUGGCGACGCCAAGCCCCGUGACGAAUCCAAGUACCUUGAGCGCAAGAAGGCCGAAGCCGAGAAGCCCAAGGUCCACGACGAUCGCGACAGCGCCCGUGGUGGCCGUGGCGGCCGCGGUGAGCCGCGCGCGGGUGGUCGUGGCGACAAGCCGGCCGGUCGUGGCGACAACAAGCCCGCCGCCGCGACGCGCUCGGACGGCGACUGGGUCCGCGGUGGCGCUGCCGCCGCUGUCGAGGCCAAGCCCAAGCCGGCCAAGAAGACGGAAGCCAAGAAGCAGCCUGCCAAGGCGGCCGUGUUCAAGCCGACGGCGGCGUCGACCAAGGUCGUCAACAACUUCAACGUCUUGGGCGACGACUCGGACUCGGAUUAG